Prunus persica (peach) is the source of this 2212-nucleotide messenger RNA. RefSeq names its product guanosine nucleotide diphosphate dissociation inhibitor At5g09550. Gene Ontology annotation, biological process: small GTPase-mediated signal transduction; protein transport; vesicle-mediated transport. Gene Ontology annotation, cellular component: cytoplasm. Bases 21 to 1352 code for a protein of 443 amino acids. The record is from RefSeq and is a predicted model, not a curated record. NCBI's taxonomy places the organism in Eukaryota, Viridiplantae, Streptophyta, Magnoliopsida, Rosales, Rosaceae. Gene Ontology annotation, molecular function: Rab GDP-dissociation inhibitor activity. The transcript is spliced from 13 exons.
UCUGUCUCUCAGAGCCAGCCAUGGAUGAAGAAUACGACGUCAUAGUGCUCGGAACAGGCCUCAAAGAAUGCAUUCUCAGCGGCCUCCUCUCAGUUGAUGGUCUCAAGGUACUGCAUAUGGAUAGGAAUGACUAUUAUGGAGGAGAGUCCACCUCUCUUAAUCUCAACCAGCUUUGGAAGCGAUUCAGGGGGGAGGAUAAGCCUCCAGAAACUUUGGGCUCAAGUAGAGACUACAAUGUUGAUAUGAUUCCCAAGUUCAUGAUGGCCAAUGGUGGUUUGGUUCGCGUCCUGAUUCACACCGAUGUUACUAAAUAUCUGAAUUUCAAGGCUGUAGAUGGUAGUUUUGUGUAUAACAAGGGGAAGAUCCACAAAGUACCAGCUAAUGAUGUGGAAGCACUUAAAUCUCCACUCAUGGGAUUGUUUGAGAAGCGUCGUGCUCGAAAAUUUUUCAUUUAUGUGCAAGACUAUGAUGAGAAUGAUCCAAAAUCUCAUGAAGGCCUGGAGCUCAACAAAGUUACAGCACGAGAGCUUAUUUCGAAGUACGGGCUAGAUGACAACACGGUCGAUUUCAUUGGGCAUGCGCUAGCGCUCCACCGAGAUGAUUCUUACUUGGGCGAGCCUGCUAUGGAUUUUGUGAAGAGGAUGAAGUUAUAUGCAGAGUCUUUAGCACGCUUUCAAGGAGGUUCUCCUUAUAUUUAUCCCCUAUAUGGUCUGGGAGAGCUGCCCCAGGCAUUUGCUCGGUUGAGUGCUGUUUAUGGUGGCACCUACAUGCUCAGCAAGCCAGAAUGCAAGGUAGAGUUCGAAAACGGAAAGGCCUUUGGUGUGACUUCCGAAGGAGAAACUGCAAAAUGCAAAAAAGUUGUAUGUGAUCCUUCAUAUUUGCCUGACAAGGUGAAGAAGAUAGGGAAAGUUGCCCGUGCUAUAUGUAUUAUGAGUCAUCCUAUCCCAAGCACCCAUGAUUCUCACUCAGUCCAGGUUAUUCUACCCCAGAAGCAACUUGGACGUAAAUCAGAUAUGUACCUGUUUUGCUGCUCCUAUUCCCACAAUGUAGCUCCAAAAGGGAAAUACAUUGCUUUUGUGUUGACAGAAGCAGAGACUGAUAAUCCUCAGGUGGAGUUGAAGGCUGGCACAGAUCUCCUUGGGCCCAUAGACGAAAUCUUCUUCGACACUUAUGACAGAUACGAACCUACCAACCAGAAUGAUGGGGACAACUGUUUCAUCUCUGCGAGUUAUGAUGCUACGACACACUUCGAGACUACGGUCCAAGAUGUGAUCGCCAUGUACAGCAAGAUAACUGGAAAGACUCUUGACUUGAGUGUGGACCUGAGUGCUGCCAGCGCUGCUGAAGAAUGAAAUUGUGGAAGAGGAACAGUUGCUGAAACAUUCUGUACUUUCUUUUCCUUUAUUUUUAAAGUUGAAGAUUAUUCAAAGUGUUCUGGUGUUGUAUUUCUUAAACAUUUUAGCAACUUUUUUGCUGAAAAAUUUGUUCCACUGCAACGCAAACGGUGUAGAUUUUGAACAUUCAAAGGAUAUAGAAUUCUUGUUUUUCUGACUCGAAUAAGUGGAUUAUACGGCAUGGCUAUGGGAAUUUUGAGUUAUGGAUGAAUCUGAUGAUAACAAUUAAUCACUAUCCUUUUUGUAAUUUUUUUUUUAUUUUAUGGAUGAAUCUGAUGAUUUGGAUUAUUAUUUGUUGAUAGCAAGCAUCUUCCAUAUGUUUUUGCCCCGCUCUUCUUUUAUGAGCAUGCAUUGGGGUCAUGCUCAAAACAUUUUCCUUUUUGUUUUCGUGCCACACUCUUCAAGUAAAUUUUCUGUACAUCCCAAUACUCACUUGCAAAUGUUGACUGGUCUUGGGGCAUGUUAUUGGAUGGGAAAAGACGUUAAGGACCCAAAUGUUUGAUUGGGCACCUUCUGCAAAAUUUUCUCUAAUUUGUUCUGUUUGUCCCCGUACCAGUUAUUUUGACAAUCUUGUCUUUGCUUUUCUUUUUUUCCGUCUAUAAUUCUAUCUCGGACUGUUCUCUGUUGGCAAUACAGCUUAGAGUGCAAACUAUGUUUUAUUAUAACCAGAUUCUUAGGCAGCAUCAAUAAAAUCCAUUCAACUGGUUUCAGGAUUGUGAUUAAUACUGAUCCACUCUCAACAUCUGGUAUUAAUCGUGUUGUUUUUUAACCAAACCCACAUAUCAUAUGAACUACAAACUUAAUUAAAAAAGGAUUUA